AUGAGUAGAUUUCGACGUAUCACUUCAAUGACAUGUUUAUUCAAUAUAAUUAUAACAAUAGCUUUCAUUUUGAUGACUGUGAUUGUUAUCAUAUUUGCUUUAUCAUACUUCGGGAUAUGGUUUAAUAAUUCACAACCAAAUGUUGUAAAUAUUUUCUGUGGACAAAUUAAAGGUGUUCAAAAGGAUGAUUAUACAAUAAGUUAUUUAGGAAUACCAUACGCUCUACCACCAAUUAAUGAGAAUCGUUUCAAACCUCCCAUUCAUUUAUCUUCAAAGAAAUUAUGUCAUAAAGCCUGGGAAUUAAGUAACACUACAGUGAUGAACUCGAUUUAUUACACACAAAACUACAAACCUUCAUGUUUACAAUUACUACCGAAAUCCUCAGGGAAUGCAUUUGAUGGUAGUGAAAAUUGUCUUUACUUAAAUAUACAUGUACCAAUUAAUAAAAAGUCAAUAAAUCAAGCAAAACCAGUAAUUAUUAUAAUAGAUGGAUUAUUUUUUAUGUACAGUAAUGAACCAAAACAGCCUAGCUCAGAUACUAUAUAUAAAACGGAUGCCAUACAUGUAACAUUUAAUUAUCGAAUUGGUCCAUUUGGAUUUUUACCUCAUCCAUAUGAAAAAAUACCAAAUCUCGGAUUACAUGAUCAAUUAUUAGUUUUACAAUGGAUUCGUAAUAAUAUUGCACAAUUUGGUGGUGAUCCAUUCAAUGUCAUUUUAUUUGGUUAUGGUUCUGGUGCAACAUGUGCAUUAACAUUAUUUUAUAGUUCAAUAAGUAAUCAAUUAUUUGAUAAAUUAUGGAUUACUGCUCCUGGAUUAAGUUUAUUAAAUGUAUCCGUAAAUGAUGUCAUUGAAACAAUUCAUUAUGCAUUAAAUUGUCAUGAUGAUAUAAAUCCUAAUAAUUGUUCUAAUUAUAAAUUAAAUAAUUCAAUAAAUAUAUUAAAUAUAUGGAAUUGGACUAUCAUUGAACAGUGGUUAAUGAAUUCCAUAUUUAGUUUACCAUCUAUUCAUGAAUUCAAUAAUAUUAAUACAAAUAGAUUAAUCAAUAUUUUAAUUAAUGAUAAUCAAUUUGUUAAUAUUGAUUUAUGGAAUAAAAUUCUUAUACCAAAUAGUAUUAAACCAAUGGUGAUUGGACAAACCUCACAUGAAGUAUCCAUUUAUCCUACACCUAAAACAAUACCAUUUUGGAAUAAAAAUAUUUAUCAAAAUUAUAUAAUUGAAAAAUUAAAUAUAAAAAAUAUUACAUCAUAUAAUCAAUAUAUUGAUUAUUUUUUAUCAAAUCAUUCUAAUCAUAUAAAUUGUAAAUAUAUGAAUAAUAUAAUAGAGAAUAAGACAAUUGAUAAAGAUCAUGAUUGGUUAUCUAAUUUAAUGUUAUUAAUUACUGAUAGUCGAUUAACUUGUCCAUUAACUGAAUUAGUAAAUACAUUUAUAAAUCAAUAUUAUCCAAUAUAUCAAUAUUAUUUAACUGGAAAUCAUAGAUGUUUUGAUCCAUAUUCAUUAAAUGGUUAUGUAUCAUAUGCAUUUCAUGGUUGGGAUGCAAUGUUAUAUUUAAGAACUUAUGAAAUACAUAAUGAUUUUACAGAUCCAAGUUUAUUACAAUUAAAUGAUUUAUAUCAUAAUGAAAAAGAAUUAAAUCAAUUAAGAAAUAUUAGUGAUUUACUUAAUAUAGCAAUGUAUCAAUUUGCAAGAACUGGUUAUAUAUCUAAUUGGCAUGAAUCAAAAAAGGGGCAAUAUAAUGUGAAUUUAAUUGAAAAUGAUCAAUUAUGUAAAUAUGUAAAUAUAAUGAAAGAACGUUGUAGUUAUUGGAAAUUAUUAUUUAAUAAUAAUUUAUUUCGAUCAACAUGGAAAUUUUAA
Schistosoma intercalatum is the source of this 1851-nucleotide messenger RNA. NCBI's taxonomy places the organism in Eukaryota, Metazoa, Platyhelminthes, Trematoda, Strigeidida, Schistosomatidae. The record is from the annotation of a GenBank genome assembly.